Molecule: messenger RNA, 4196 nt
Organism: Nilaparvata lugens (brown planthopper)
Lineage: Eukaryota; Metazoa; Arthropoda; Insecta; Hemiptera; Delphacidae
Product: probable imidazolonepropionase
Exons: 8
Coding region: 101-1798 (565 amino acids)
Cellular component (GO): cytoplasm
Molecular function (GO): imidazolonepropionase activity
Source: RefSeq, a predicted model, not a curated record
AGUUGGCGAUUUUUGAUUGAUAGAGAUAGUAGGAACGAAUAUUUCUGUAGCUUUCCAACCAGUCACCCCUGGUAUGUUGUAGCGUUUACUCGAGGCAAAAAUGUCUUCUUCUUCCUCAAGUGGUUCAUCAACGGACACCGCAGAUUCAGAUGAAAGGGGACAAGAUUACGAUGACAAUUCAUACCAUCCCCCUCAAACUAAACCAAUCAGUCCUCCAUUAAUUGAUAAACGAGUAACAGUAGAUCCACUUCAAACAUCCACUGCGACCUCAAAUCCAGCAUGGCACAAACCAGAAAGAUCAUCACCAACUAUUACUGAAAACCUGGAUAGUCCUAUGCCAGAUGAUCAGGCUAAUCUUGGUACGUUCAAAUUUAGGAAGUUUUUUCGCAAGAGAAAAAUCUCUCCAGAGCCGGUUAAAAAGCUGAGAAUGUUGAUUUAUAACGCUUUACAAAUAGCCACCCCGACUGAUGAGAUGAACGUCAGAUUCUUAGCAGGACGCGCACAAAAUCAUGUUAUUGAGUUUACAGAUAACCAGAGAGGAGGCGUAGGAUUGGCUGUUGAUACAAAUGGCAUUAUCGAAUACAUGGGGAAUAGCAUGGAGCUGAAAGAGAAGUAUGAGGGAUAUGAAGUGGAAAGAUACAUUGAUGCAACAAAUAUGACAAUCCUGCCCGGAUUCAUUGAUGCUCACACUCACCCCAUAUGGGCUGGAGAUCGCUUAGAUCAGUACAAAGAUAUGUUAGAGAGGACACCAGAGCAAGAGCAACGUAUGCCUAAGCAUAGAGAUUAUGAAGGAGCUAUAGACAUUUCAAUCAAUACUAUGCACACAGAUGAUGAUGACAUUUAUAAUUCUCUUGUGAAACGCCUUAGAAGAAUGGUGAAGUCAGGGACCACGUAUGUUGAAUGCAAAUCCGGGUAUGGACUACUUUGGGGAGAGGAGGUGCGCCUUCUUAGACUUUUACAUCGAGCAAAGCAGCAAUUCAAAAAUUUGAUAGAUAUGAGCAUUACUUAUUUUGGAGGACAUAUUCGUCCGGGUAUUUAUGCUGGUGACUUAAGUCGGGAAAUAGUUUUCAAACAAAUACCAAGGAUCAAGCAAAUGAGGGAGGAGAAAAGUGUCGAAGUUGAUAACAUAGACGUUUACUGCGACACGGGAGUUUAUGGCAUCGAUGAGGCCAAACAUAUAUUGGAAGCUGGACAUGAAAUAGGAUUGUCUAUCAAUUUCCAUGCUGAUGAGCUGAGUCGCAUGGGAGGUACAGAGAUGGGAGCAGAGAUCGGAGCAAGAGCGAUAAGCUGCCUGCAAAGAGUGAGCAACCGUGGAAUGAAGAUGAUGGGGCAGAAAGGCACCAUAGCAGUGCUACUGCCAGCUGCUGCACACUUGAAGCGGCAAGACUUCCCCCCGGCCAGGGCGCUCAUCACCCAAAACGUGCCCGUCGCUCUCGGCUCAGACUUCAGUCCAUCGAUCAGCUGCUACAGCAUGCCCAUGGUAAUGUAUAUUGCCUGUGCAUGUAUGGGAAUGACAAUGGCAGAAUCAUUUAAUGCAGCAACACUGAAUGCAGCGGCAACAAUAGAUGACACUCGUCUCUACGGAGCAGUGGCUGUUGGCAAAUAUGCUGAUCUUGUACUUAUCGAAGCUCCACGAUGGGAGCACAUUAUAUGGCAGUAUGGCAAUCACAAUGAUUUGAUAAGUUAUGUGAUUAAAAAAGGAAAAAUUGUGAAAGGUUUCCAACCAGAUUCAGCCAGUUCCUCAGAAGCAAAUCAACCGCAGCAUGACGACUUGGACCUCAUGGAUGUGUCAGAUUGAACAGUGCACAAUGCACAAGUUCCCUCAACAUCGUCCUAAAUGAUUGAUCUAUCUAUCUUUUAACUAAGGCUAUAUUUUAAUCGUUCAAGUAUCGUCAUGUCGUAAUGUUGUUAGAGUUAAAACAUAGUGGAGCAGGAAGGUUGCUGAGAAGAUUUCAAAUAUUGCAUGUUCAAUUUUAUUGCAUACGGUGUUAUUCAGAAUUCAAAAUAAUGGUUUACAAUGCAAGCAGUGGGCACGUUUAUGCCUUAAUUGAAUAAUUUAAUUAUUAGAAGAAUUUUUGAAAUCAAAUCAUUCCUUUCCAAUCUAUUCUCCAAGUUAAAAAAACUAGAACAUUCAAUACUUUUGAAAUAAAAUAUACAUAAAGUAAACUACAAUAGGCUACACAAAUAAUGACUCAAUACUUAUUGAAACUCAAGGUACCGGUACCUCAAAUAAUGCUUCAUCAAAAUACAUGGUCAGAAUUUAAAUUAUUACACAAAUUUUAUAUCACACUCUAUAAUGUUAAAUAUUACUAUAUCUUUCUAUAAUGUAUCUGUUUUUAGAUUAAAAAACUUGGAAUUCCCUUGUCCGAAUAUGAGGGGAGAUCUUGGUUUCCAGAUGUGGCGGUACUAGGCCAAGCAGCAUUAUUUCUUCUCACAUCAGAGCAAAUUGAAUUAGACGCCGUAAAUAUGUAAUCCAACUUCUUCGAAAUUUCAGCAAAGAGCCUCCCAAGCCGAGUUACAUCAUAUCUUUCUAUUGACGCUACAGAAGUCCAUCGCAAACCAUCGUGUUGGGAGCACUGUUCAUUAAACAUCAACAACGCGAGCUCUUUAUUUUGGAAAGUGUUGUUCUGAAAGUCCAUGGAUAUCAGUUAAAAUUUUUCACAAACAAUUUUCUUCUAUUUGACUGAUAAUCGAGUUCCUUUGUGAAUUGGUGACUCUCAACUGAGUUGUGGUCUGGGUCUGGGUGUGGUUUCUAAUCGGAUCAGGCGUCUUGAAUAAUGGCUGUUUUUGUCUUCACCGAUAACAGACCCGAUCAUAGGUCUCUUGAAAAAUUGGGAUUCGUGGUUUGACCGAUGGAUGACCAUAGAGAACAUUGUAGCAUUGGUAUUACUCAUCGUGUUUUCAAGCCGAACACUACCUGCAAUUAUUGGGUCAUCCCAAACUUCCACGCGGCAUUUAUUCAUUAAUUUUGCUGUAUACCUAGUGUAAUAAAAUCAGUCAUAUCUUCAAUGCUCGCAUCCACAUUUACAGAAGUAUUCCCGCCUUCAUUCAUUUUGCUCAUUGAAGAAUUUUUGUUUCGCCAGGUCGCGUCAAAAACGUGGUGGAGCACCAAAGGUAGAUUAAAGCUUCGAUCACAAAUUACUUUUGAAGGUUUAAAGUUGAGCUUCAAUUAAUUUUUUCACAGUUUACAGCAUGAUAGUUUGUUUGACAUCAAAUGAGAUCGGACUCCUGAAUUACAAGCUUUAACCAGCAAUCUUCAAAGCUCGGAUAUUAUUCUUUCUCAAUCUCUCCACCUCCAGGGUGAAUAUUCUUUAUAAGACAUAUCUCUUACUUAUAUAAACGAUAUAUCGAUGGAUUUGAAGAAAAAUGAAGAUUUUAUUAUUGAUAGGAACAUUAUUGAAUGCAAUAAUGUCUUAAUGUGGAACUCAACUGAAAAUGAGUAAUCCAUGUGGUCUGGAGAUUGCCUAGCAGCCUAGAGGUUCCAGGUUCAAAUCCGGGUAUUAACACACGUUUUUAGCCAGGCCAUUCCCGUGUUAUCGGAUGGGCACGUUAAGUUGUCGGUCCCGGCUAAUAUAUAACAGUCGUGAGGCCCAUUGACGCCUCAAAUUAUGUACUCAGACCUCUCUACCAAUAAAAUAUUGUUAUUAGAACUACCGUAGGUUAUUAGGUUUACAGAAUAGUGAGAUUAAUAAUAUUCGGAUCGAGGAAUAAUAGUGAAUAGAUGGUUGAUGUAGAAUUGAUAAAUUAUAUUAUAAAGUGGAUGCAUUAUUAUGUAGGCCAAAUACCGUACCGACACCAACACUUUGAUAAAAAUAUGGUCAAUAAUAGUCUUUAAAAUACCGGUAUAACUUCAGGAUUGAAAGUUUGAAAAGUGAUUGAAGAUAAAAGUUAUGCAUUAAGAUUAUAUUGAUGACAUAAAAUACUAAUAAGCCGUUUAUAAUAAUAACAGGCUCCUAUGAUAUUAUGUUGGCUACAUGUGAAGCUUCCGCUUGCAUUGUCGCUCGACACGCUUCAAAUUCAAUCCCCGCUUGAAGCUACUUCCACCGCUUUACUAUGUUUUGUCCCUCAUUCUUUGUAGAAAAUAUCCCUGUUUUAAUAUAUUAUACAAUUCAUGAUUUUAAAAUGGAUUUUGAAUUUCAUAUUAUGUACCCUAAAAAAAUAUUGAUUUUCCAAUAAAUGCUCAGUAAACAACGGAA